GUCGGCCGCAGUUGCUGGAUCGUUGGAGUGCCACCCGGCUUGCUCAUAGUAUUUCUUGCGGUUGAAUCAUUUAGUGUGCGGAUUUGCUUUUAGUGUUGCUGCCAUUGUGUCAAAGAUUCGGGAAGAUCCGAUCGUUGGGAUGUCAAGCGGCGGCGUGGCCAUGCCCGCGCCGAGCUACCUUCAGCAGGACCUGCGCUCGCGCACGGACGCCGCCCUUCAGGUGCAGCGAACGUGGAGCCUUGGCCGCGUGGAGCCCAUCACGGUUCACUUUGGCCCGGGCUUCCUUGGCCUUGGCUUCGGGCUCUCGACCGAUGUGACCUACUCGGCGCGCAUUCAAGACCUACCAACGCUGCCCGACGGGACGGCAGGCGCCGCAGCGCUUUACAAUGCGUCGACGAUCGAGGCGGCCAAGCGAUUAGUGCCGGGACUGCUUCUGACGCACAUCAACGACGCCGACAUGUCGAACCUCGCCUAUGUCGACACGCUUGAACGCAUUCAAGCGGUUGGCCGGCCCGUAAAGCUUCGCUUUGCCGCGCCAAAGCUCCGUGCGGCCGCGAGCGAGGUCGAAGUAUCCCAAGACGGCAGCAAUGCAGUCGCCCUCCGCGCGUUUGAAGCCGUGCAGCAGGGCCAUUUUCUCGUACUCCUCGAGCUCUGGCCGGCCAUCGACAUGCAGUCGCGCCACCCGAGCGACAUGCGGUCGCUCCUGCACGUUGCAGCACGCUACAAGAACGAUGCGGUCGUUGCCUGGCUCCUCGAGCAGCCCCAUGGCGCUGACCUCGCGCGAGCCCGGAACGCCCAAGGCCGCUUGCCGCUUCACGAUGCCAUGUCGGGUGGCGUCCUCAGCAUCUGCGAGCGCUUGCUCGCGACGUACCCGGACGCGCUCACGAUCGGCGACGACCGAGGCGUCUUGUGCGUGCACCUGGCGGCAGGCAACGGACACGUGCAUCUGUUCCCAUGGCUGGUGCGUCACGACGCGCCCUUGCACAGCACGAGCGUGGACGGCAAGACAGCGCUGCACUACGCGUGCGCGCAAGGCCACCUCGAAGUGGUCAUUUUCCUCCUCAAACACGGCGGCAGCGUCAGCGCCGUCGACAUUCACCAGUGCAACUGCCUCCACUACACGGCGCUGCACGGCCACCUCGACCUCGCGCAGUGGCUCGUGUUCCAGACGCCGAUCCCGCUCACACAGCGCAACGCCAAACGCCUUUUGCCCUGCGACAUGGUGCCUGCGGGCAACGACGAGCUCAAGGAGUUUCUCGAGCUCGUGAGCGCCGAGCCGUUGCCACCCUGCGGGCUGCACGCCGCCGACGUGCAGGCGACGCUGGUGCGCCUCGCGUGGUCCGUCGACGCCGUCCCCUUGGAGUUUCGGUGCACCGAGGUGGCGACGCUCGAGCUCGAGUAUGGCCGCGCGUACAUUGGUGGGUGGGAGCCCUACCCCGUGCGCUUGGAUGCGACGGCCACGAGCUGUGUCGUGCCAGAACUGCAGCCAAACACCGAGUACAGCUUUCGACUGCGGGCGUGGAACGAGAACGGGUCGUCCUCGUUUGUGAAAAUAACAGCGCGAACUCUGCCAGCGACGUCGGCGGAUUCGUUGACGGUCGUCCGUCUCGUCGGUGCCGAGGCCCGGCACUUGCCGCUCACACACGCCAGCCACCGGUUCUACAUGACGCUGUGCGCCUCGCCAGGACAUUGUGUGCGCAGUGGCUUUGGACGCCUCCAACCAGCGUUCGGCCACGACGUCGACGCCUACCGCCAUCCGCAGUGGUCAUUGUCGCUGCCCGUCGUCGUCUCAGAGCCAACCGAGCUGCGUGUUGCUGUCUACGGUGUGGCCGACGAUGGACCGUACCUCGUGGGCCGCGCGACGGCGGCGCUGCAGCGAGAGAUGCCGCGCAGUGUAUGGCGCCGCCUCGACAACGACGCCAACGAAGGCACUGUGGCGCUGCUCUUUGACACGACAGACGACGCCGGAGACGCGGUCGACCAAUACGGCUUUGUGGUGCCGCCAGUCCAUGUACGGGCGUACCGGUACGCAUCAGCGCUGGCCGACUGCACAGAGAUCUACCGGCAAGCCGCGUGGGCGACGACCGCGAAUGUGGAUGGUCAUGGAGCGUGGCAUGACAUCUCGCACGUCGAUGACCCCACGGCGCUCGAGGCGUUGGCGUGGUCGGGUGUGCCCCGGGAUCUGCGCCGACAUGUCUACUUUAUCGGAGGCCGCGCGGCGACCAUGCAAGCGGCCGCUGGCGCGGGCUACUACGCGCAGCUCGUCGCCGUUGACAAGAAUACGAUCCGAGACCACCACCUCAUUGCCUCGGACGUCCAGCGGACGUUUGCAGAUCAGCCAAGAAUGCAGUCCGUGCGACCACGGCUCGAGCGACUCCUUCUCGCCUUUGUCGCGCAUGCGCCGUCGUUGGGCUACUGCCAGAGCAUGAAUUACCUUGGCGCGCGGCUCUUGACGCUGUACGCGAACGAGUCGGAGGACGACGAGCGUGCGUUUUGGGUGUUUGCGUCGCUGUGCCAUGAGAAGUUCCCCACGUACUACAACGCCGGGCUGGACGGCCUCCACACGGACGGCGCGGUGCUGGAGCGGCUCUUGCGGUCGCGCCUCCCGCGGCUCAGCGCCCACUGCCGGUCGCUCAAGACGCCGAUGCCUCUGCUCGCGGCCCAGUGGUUCCUCCCGCUAUUUUGCCAGACGCUGCCAACCGAGACGACGUACCGACUCCUCGACGUCAUCGUGCUGCAGCGGUCGACGACCGUCGUCUUUGCACUCGUCUUGGCCCACCUCCGGCUCGCAGCGCCACGUCUCCUCGCGACGCACGACUAUAUGGACUUCACCGCCGAAGUCCGCCACGUUGAAGCCGGUCUCUACGACGUGGACCCGCUGCUCGAGAUGGCAGCCAAAGAGCACUUUGGCCUCGGCGAUGACGCCACGUUGCUGCGCGCGAGCGAGGGGUAGCGCUCCUCGAUCUACUAUAGUCGAUAUAACGUGGUCGGACUUGGUUUGCGCAAGAAGAUUUCAACGCGUG
This is a messenger RNA of Saprolegnia diclina VS20, 3023 nucleotides long. RefSeq lists its product as hypothetical. The transcript is spliced from 18 exons. NCBI's taxonomy places the organism in Eukaryota, Oomycota, Saprolegniomycetes, Saprolegniales, Saprolegniaceae. The record is from RefSeq and is a predicted model, not a curated record. Gene Ontology annotation, molecular function: protein binding. Bases 140 to 2953 code for a protein of 937 amino acids.